Messenger RNA from Ilyonectria robusta, 1239 nucleotides. RefSeq lists its product as uncharacterized. NCBI's taxonomy places the organism in Eukaryota, Fungi, Ascomycota, Sordariomycetes, Hypocreales, Nectriaceae. The transcript has 5 exons. The record is from RefSeq and is a predicted model, not a curated record. Gene Ontology annotation, molecular function: FAD binding. The coding region runs from base 1 to 1239 and encodes 412 amino acids.
AUGAAGAUCAUUAUCGUUGGUGCUGGCCCAUCCGGCUUGCUUCUUGCUCUUCUGCUUGCGAAGAAGGGAAUCGACGUUGAAAUAAUGGAAAAAUCUACAACGCUGGACACGCAACCCCGAGCAACUCAUUACUCUUCGCCUGCGGUGUACGAACUUUCCCGAGCUGGAGUGGCAGAUGAGAUGUUCCGUGGAGGCUUUGUUCCAGGAGGUGUAUGCUGGAGAAAGCUUGAUGGGUCGAGACUGGCUGGCCUUGAUGCUGAAGGCGUUAUUCCAGAUGAUUAUCCCUACAAGAUGGUGUGCUAUCCCCUAGACAAGCUGGGCCCACUACUGCUCAAGCACGCACUGGAACUGCCGAAUGUUCGGGUUCAUUGGUCCCAUGAAGUUCUCACGGCUGGCCAAGAUGAUUCGUGCGCAUGGAUCGAAGUCAAAUCUCCCGAAGGCGAACGCAAGAUUACGGCGGACUACGUGAUAGGCUGUGACGGGGCCAAGAGUAUAGUCAGGCGUCAGCUCUUUGGGGAUGACUUCCCAGGGUUCACAUGGGAUGAGCAGAUCGUAGCCACCAACACCUACUAUGACUUUGAUCAAUUUGGCUGGUCGGACAGCAACUUCAUUAUACACCCGGAACACUAUUUCAUGGCCGCACGCAUCAGUCCACACUUUGGAAAGGAAGCCCUGUGGCGCGUCACAUACGGUGAGCUGCCGGGGCUAUCCCAAAAAGAGCUGGCGGCCCGUCAACCAGAAAAGUUUCGUACCUUUCUCCCUGGACACCCUGAACCAGAUCAAUACAAGGUAGUUAACAUUGCGCCUUAUCGGAUCCAUCAGCGAUGCUCCACAAGCUUCCGCGUGGGACGGAUCCUCCUGGCAGCAGAUGCUGCCCACCUGUGCAAUCCAUUCGGCGGCCUCGGCCUGACCGGUGGGAUUGCUGAUGUUGGUGGCCUCGCCGACUGCUUGAUCGGUAUCCAUCAGGGGUGUGCAUCGGAGAAGAUCUUAGACCAUUACGACCGUAUCCGACGUGACAUCUACGACAAGACUAUCAAUCCUCUUUCGUCGGAGAACUUUAGACGCGUUUGCAAGCAAGACGGCGAGCUGGCGCUUCAAAAUGACGAGUUUCUCAAGAUUUGCCUCAAAGCCGAGAAGGAUACCGAAUUUUCGAGGACACUGCAACUUUCUAUCAAGGAUCUUUUGUGCCAUGAUUUCACUCAAUACUACGACAAGGUCACCAAGAAUGGUUCUGCAUAG